AUAGAUUUAAAGUUUCCAUUCCGCUUCUAUGGUCAUAAUAUCACAAAUGUUACCGUGGCAACAGGAGGAUUCUUGUACACAAGUCCAUUCUUGCAUCAAUGGUUAACAGCAACACAAUAUAUCGCCCCAUUGAUGGCUAAUUUUGAUACAAGAAAAGGUGGUGAAAACUCAGCUAUAUAUUAUGAUAGACGACGUGGGAAACACGUCAAAAAGUUGCAUAAAACUUUAAACAGUGAUUGUUAUGAUAAUUUUAUUGUACAGUGGAAAUCAGUUAAAUUAGGCGAUGAGAAUAUCACUGAGCCGUUUGAAUUUGAAGUUAUUUUAGCAAAAGACGGUACAAUUAAGUUUUUAUAUAAGACAAUACCUGUUAAUAUAAAUGAGAUCUCAGAUUCCAGUCAUCCAGUUAAAAUUGGUUUAUCAGAUGCUUUUUAUAUU
This is a messenger RNA of Lottia gigantea (owl limpet), 435 nucleotides long. RefSeq lists its product as hypothetical. The annotation marks the transcript as partial. The transcript has 6 exons. The record is from RefSeq and is a predicted model, not a curated record. NCBI's taxonomy places the organism in Eukaryota, Metazoa, Mollusca, Gastropoda, Lottiidae.